GCGAAAUUCCCUCUAUCUGCAAAUUGUAAAGGAGAGAAUAAUAUAGUUAUAGGUAGAAAAGAGUCUUCCAUUGCAUUUUUCAAGAUAUAUUAGUAAGAUCAUAUCCAGUAUAGCUUCUCAUGUUGCUAUUAUCGCCAUGGCGUCGCCGGACCAAUCCCAGCCCAUUCCGUCCGUCCACCCUCAACCAGAUCUACCUUCGCUUCAGGGAAUCGGAGCGUCCACAUCUACACCUGUAUCAAUUUCCACGACUGCUUCUCAGGUUUCUUCUGAGGCAUUUGGCACGCCAGAUUCUUCUGUAGGAGAUUCUCCCGGCAUCCCCAAACUUUCCGCUGCAACUGCGGAGCUUUUAGCCCGUGCAAAUAGUAGUUGGACAAAUCCACAAAUCCGUGCGAGCGACAGCGCCAGCACCGUUAUGAACAGCAUCAAUAGCGUCGGGGAGACUACAUGUUCCAUCCCCAGUGGAUUGAGCGCUGGGCUGGUUGUUUCUAAACCUCUAGAAAACGGUGAAAAUGAUGAGAAGGAAUGUGCAAAAGAUGGAUGGAUGCUCCAAUCCGACUCAGAUCAGCCGAAUGAGACAUUGUCUUCUACGGAUAUCAUGUUUCAACAGCAACCCCAACCACCUGCUACACCAAGCCAGAUUGGUAUUCACAAUUCCCGAAAAUCUAACGACAAUGUUACCCCAACAGCGUCCAAUCCAGCUGGUGCCAAAAGUACGCACCUGCGGAAAAUUGCUCCACGUCCUGGUACCCCCUUUGCCACUCCAACAUCCGGAUCGAAACCGCAGAGGACGACGACGACAACAAUACGUCGUCGCAAAAGUGGCCAGAAGGGAUCCAAAAGGCGCAGAACGGGGAGGAACAAUAGUAUGGACGAUGACGACGGGGUAAUUAGAGCUGGUGAUUCUAGCUUCGAUGAGUCUUGCGAUGAAGCUGCCUCGGUCACUACACAAACCAAGUCAGGUCGGCAAAUUCAUCGACCAACAGUGUUUUAUCCCGCGCUAGCUGCUACAGGAUCAGGAUCACCCACGGGCGCCGAUGUGUCAUCUUCGUCACCAGCACGGAAGCGGAGGAGAGUCUAUCGCAAGGGCAAAGAAAUGAAUGUAGUAUGCAAACGUUGCGAGAGAGGCCAUAGCCCUGCUGCUAAUGUGAUUGUGUUUUGCGAUGACUGCAAUCGCCCCUGGCACCAGUUUUGCCAUGACCCUCCGAUUGAGAAGGAGGUGAUUACCGUGAAAGAGCUGAAGUGGUUCUGCAAAGAGUGUCGGCCUCCUGCUGACGCUUCGUCAGACGAGAUGUCGGCCACGUCCAACGCCCAACAAGCCUCUAUCAAUAGGAUAGAUACUUCCAAUUAUCUACCUACUCUACCUUUAGAGACAAAAGUUGGUGGUGCACAGUUCUCCCUAGAACAGAAACGAGGAUAUUUAUGCAGUCUUUCCCACUCUCACCUCGUUAACAUUCUCCUAGAUAUUUCCAACUCUACGCCUGAGUUACCCAUCUUCCCUGAAAACCUCCCAGACUUACCAUCAUCUACCUUACUCCAACCAACCGCACAAGUACCAACAAUACAGUCGAGCAUGAGUGAAAAACCACCACUGGUAUCCGGCAGGUCCACCACCUCGGUUUCAACACUCGCUACCCAAAAUUCCCUAACAACCCCUCAAUCAACCGUCGCGGGCCACCAAUACGUACAACCUACCAUCACUGAUCUCCCCUCCAUCACAGAGGAAACUUUCUUACCCUCAAAGAACAACGACCUAUCCAGCGACGACGACGACGACGAAGAAUAUAUCUACAUAGAAGAUCACCGGUUAUACCCUAAGGCUGGCAAUGGUUUCCGCCUACCCCCCGAUUCAGAGGAUCUGGACAUGCUCCUUGAAGAUCCCGCAUGCACUACCUUCAGUCACUCCUUCCAUGGUCCGGCGAAGGCAAGGAUGCUGGGAGCAAGUGGCUUACCGGUGGUUGUCAGUGGUGCUGCGUAAAGUUCUUUGAUAUCGGCCUUUCGCUAGCGACUAUUUUUCAUGAUGCAUUGUCGGGGUGGGAGUUUGAGGCUUACACAUAGUUCUAAUCUCAUUUUUCCAUGCUUGUGACUGUGAGGCGCUCGUUGGCUUUCUGGGAGGAAGCUGGUUUAAACUUGUACCAAGUUCUUUUAUUCCCCUAUCCUAUGUAGCUUUUAGCUGUAUACUUACCUAUGAGUCGCUUAUAAGGAAGUGAAGACUUCAUUCAUUUUCUCCUGAAACUGUUGGUACGAGUACUGAUAUGCCAUUUACAGCUUCAAAUAUUCGUAGGUGUAUAUCUUAAUGCAACUGAUUCUAAUUAAAAUACUCCGCAGUGUAAUGAUAGUAGGGAUCAACUUGGUUAGAUAGAAAUCUGGUAUAGACAAAGAAAGAAAGAAAGAAAAAGAGAUAAAUAAAUAGAGAGAUACUCGCUUGGACCAAAGCUGAAAUGGAUAACCCGUAAGCAUGGACAUAUACUAAAAAUGAGUAAUCAAAGACAAAUAAAGUCAUGAGAACUAG
This is a messenger RNA of Blastomyces dermatitidis ER-3, 2509 nucleotides long. Its product is annotated as PHD finger domain-containing protein. The record is from RefSeq and is a predicted model, not a curated record. Lineage: Eukaryota; Fungi; Ascomycota; Eurotiomycetes; Onygenales; Ajellomycetaceae. Bases 137 to 1975 code for a protein of 612 amino acids. Gene Ontology annotation, cellular component: nucleus. Gene Ontology annotation, molecular function: chromatin binding; DNA binding. Gene Ontology annotation, biological process: regulation of DNA-templated transcription; chromatin organization. The transcript has a single exon.